Messenger RNA from Triticum turgidum subsp. durum (durum wheat), 1347 nucleotides. Lineage: Eukaryota; Viridiplantae; Streptophyta; Magnoliopsida; Poales; Poaceae. The record is from the annotation of a GenBank genome assembly.
AUGCAAAUGUUUGAUUUCUCCAACAACAACCUAUCUGGUACAAUUCCAGAGUUCCUCGAGACCUUCACCUUGUUGCAGUAUCUGAAUAUGUCCUUCAACAACUUGGAAGGAUCAGUCCCCAUAGGUGGAGUGUUUGCUAACACAAGUGGUAUUUUUGUCCAAGGAAAUCCACACCUUUGUUCAAAUGGUGCAUUAAGAGAGCUUCCUAGAUGCUUUGCUUCAGCAUCCACAAAAAAGCAAAAGUAUUUUGUUCCUAUGAUGAUAGCUCUGUUAGCUCUUGUUGCACUUGCCUUAAUCUUGGGGGUGUUCAAUUUUUGGUUGAGAAGGAGAUACACAUCCGGUGAGAGAAUUGGCCAUUCAUACAUGGAGUUGAAAAGGAUAACAUACGGUGACGUAAUCAAAGCAACAAAUAGUCUUUCUCUAGCCAAUGUGGUCGGCUCCGGGCAAUUUGGGACUGUCUACAAAGGUUGGUUCGACGCGGAAGAUGGUACGGUUGCUGUUAAAGUCUUCAAGCUCAAUCAGCACGGUGCAUUGCAUAGCUUCAUUGCUGAGUGCAAAGCAUUGCAACACAUCCGUCACCGGAAUCUCGUGAAGGUUAUAACUGCAUGCUCAACUUAUGACCCAGUGGGAAAUGAGUUCAGGGCUCUAGUCUUUGAGUAUAUGGCCAGCGGUAGCCUUGAAGACAGACUUCAUAAUCACAAGUGUGGUGAUAUGAGUUUAGGCGCAAUGAUAUGCAUAUCAGUUGACAUUGCUUGUGCUCUUGAAUACCUCCAUAACCAAUGCAUCCCACCAGUUGUUCACUGUGAUAUGAAACCAGGCAACAUACUUUUCAACAACGACGAUACGGCAUGUGUCUGUGACUUUGGUCUAGCAAGGCUAAUUCAUGGAUGUUCAUCUGGAGAGCAGAGCGGCACAACAAGCAUAGUUGGACCAAGGGGAUCUAUUGGGUACAUAGCUCCUGAGUAUGGCAUGGGCAGUGAAAUCUCGACCGAGGGUGAUGUCUACAGCUAUGGCAUUGUUCUUUUGGAAAUGCUAACACAUAAACGACCUACUAAUGAAGAGUUUAGUGAUGGCUUGACGCUCCGCAAGUAUGUAGAUGCAUCGCUGUCACGAACCCAAGACAUUCUUCACCCUAGUCUUAUUUCAGAGAUGGGAGAUCAGUGUGUCGGUCAUAUCCCAAACUUGCAAGAACACAACACAUUUGCAUUGAAGGAUAUAUGUGCUCUCCGGCUCCUUAGACUUGGCUUAUUAUGCUCUGCGGAAUCGCCGAAGGAUCGACCAACGAUGCAUGAUGUCUACGGUGAAGUAACUGAAGUAAAAGAGGCAUUUUUCUCUAUGGACAACUGA